AUGAAAAUACUACAACCUUACAUAAUAGCAUGUAUUGUAAAAAAUUUAGUCUUCACAGAGGACACAUUUAAAAAGUUUAUACAAUUACAAACAAAAUUACAUGAUGGAAAAUGUGGAAAAAGAAAUAUUGCUACAAUAGCCACUCAUGAUUUAAAUGCAAUUGUACCAGGUGAUUUAACGUACACAGCAAAGCCACCUUUGGAAUUAGAAAUUAAACCAUUAAUGAGAAAUAAAACUUACACUGGAACAGAAUUAUUUCAGCAAUUACAAAAAGAGGCUGAUAAUUUGCGUAAAGCACUUUUUCCGUGUCUUGUAGACAAUCAAGAACAAGUUAUAUCUUUUCCACCAAUUACUAAUAGUGAUUUAACAAAGAUGUCACCAACUACAAAAGAUAUGUUAAUAGAAGUAACAAGUGCUAUAUCAUAUCAAGCUUGCAGAAAUGUACUGGAUCAACUUUUAAAAGAAUUAGUUACCACAGGCAUUGGUUGUGCACCUUCAGAUAAUGAAAAUAAUUUAUACUAUAGUUUACAAAUAGAGCAAGUUAAAGUAGUUGACAUAGAAGAUAGUGACCAACUAGCGACACUGGCGCUACUCUAUAGCAAUUUAUCUUGUCACGGAUAUUUCAAUCAUAGUGAAAAAAUAUCCUCCAUGCUAAAGGAUUUCCCAUUUCGUAUGACAUUUAGUGAAUAUAUCUAA
Messenger RNA from Vespa velutina, 696 nucleotides. RefSeq names its product leucine-rich repeat-containing protein 47-like. Gene Ontology annotation, molecular function: RNA binding; phenylalanine-tRNA ligase activity. The record is from RefSeq and is a predicted model, not a curated record. Bases 1 to 696 code for a protein of 231 amino acids. NCBI's taxonomy places the organism in Eukaryota, Metazoa, Arthropoda, Insecta, Hymenoptera, Vespidae. The transcript has 7 exons. Gene Ontology annotation, biological process: phenylalanyl-tRNA aminoacylation.